This is a messenger RNA of Rhizophagus irregularis DAOM 181602=DAOM 197198, 614 nucleotides long. RefSeq lists its product as uncharacterized. The record is from RefSeq and is a predicted model, not a curated record. Lineage: Eukaryota; Fungi; Glomeromycota; Glomeromycetes; Glomerales; Glomeraceae.
GAUUUACGACCUCCGACUACUGAUUCUCGAGCAGAAAAUCCAAAUGCUAAUUACAACGCUUCCUGCAAUUACAACAGUAAUAACAAUUAUCCCACGAUGGAUGAUAACGUCUCCUCAGCAUCUUAUACCAAUACAUCUGGUAACGUUACUAUGUCUUCGCAAUCUUACCCUACCACCUCAUCAGAUCCUCCACACCCCUUAGUACCGCAAUAUACUCAACAACAAAUUCAACAAGUCCAACAACCUAUUUGUCAACAAAAUGGCGAAAUUAAUAAUAUUCAACAACAAUUCCUCAAUACUACUCAGCCUAUUACCCAGAAUGUACCACAUUUCAUUCAGAAUAAUUCUAAUUCUUCAUCGUUCAAUACUUCUCAAAUUAACCAUUCUGAAAUCCUUACAUUUGAAAUUCCUGGGAUCAAAAUUAUCGUCAUACCUACUUUUCCUCCAAUGUUUAAUUCCUCUCGAACAAAUCAUUCUGAAAUCUUUACAUUUGACAUUCCUGGGUCUAAAGUUAUCGUUAUCACACUUUCUUUCCAAUGAUUAAUUCUUUUAAAUGAGCCAUUUUUCAGGUCUUAACUUAUUCAUUUGAUCUUUAUUAUUCUUUUUAUUUCAUU